Messenger RNA from Triticum urartu, 659 nucleotides. The record is from RefSeq and is a predicted model, not a curated record. Lineage: Eukaryota; Viridiplantae; Streptophyta; Magnoliopsida; Poales; Poaceae.
ACGGCGAGCCCUUCGGCUGCGCCAUCUGCAUGGAGACGGUGCCCGGCACCCUCAAGUUCAGCGUCAGCCCGUGCGGCCACCCCUUCUGCCGGAGCUGCCUCGCCCAGUACGUGGCCACGAAGCUGGACGACAAGGUCGCUGGCGUGGCAUGCCCUCACCCAGGCUGCGAGGCCGGCGCCGUCGAGCCGGAGAGCUGCCGCGGCGUCAUCCCCCCGGACCUCCUCGACAGGUGGGGUUUCCUGUUGUGCGAGCUCGCGGUCGGCGCCCUCAAGAGGGUGUACUGCCCGUACCAAGAAUGCUCGGCGCUCCUUCUCGCCGACGCCGACACGAAGGAGGCCAUCGCGGAGGCGGAGUGCCCGCACUGCCACCGGCUCUUGUGCGCCCGGUGCGGCGUGCCAUGGCACGACGGCAUGGGGUGCAAGGAGUUCCAGAAGCUCGGGCAGGACGAGCGUGGCCGGAACGACCUCCUGCUCCGGCGCCUCGUGGGCAGGAAGGGGUGGCAGCGGUGCCCCAAGUGCCAGAUGUUCGUGGAGAAAUCGGAGGGCUGCAAUUACAUGAAAUGCAGGUGUGGAAACAGUUUCUGCUACCGAUGCGCAUCCAAGUUGUCAGCGGAAAACCAUUACUGCAAAAAGUGCAAGCGCUAGAGAUUUGGUUGCUUG